Molecule: messenger RNA, 1132 nt
Organism: Exaiptasia diaphana
Lineage: Eukaryota; Metazoa; Cnidaria; Anthozoa; Actiniaria; Aiptasiidae
Exons: 5
Coding region: 166-726 (186 amino acids)
Source: RefSeq, a predicted model, not a curated record
UACKUCGACCAGGAAACCCAAUCUGAGAUAAAUUUAGUGAUCGAGGCUAUUGCUAUUGAGGACUAAUUAUAUUCGAGACUGCCCGGAAUAGCGAGUGUUGCAGUGCAAACUGGUUCGAAAGUAUUAGUGCGACUGCAGAACGUGAAUUAUUAUUAUUUCUCCACCAUGGGCUUUCGAUGUCAAGCGUUGACCACAGGUAUUGUUUUAUUAAUCGUUGGAAUUACUUUCGCCGUCCUUGUUGGUGUAUUUUGGAGAGAACUAGCGGAGAUAAAGCAACUCAACUCGAUCAAUGGUACUKCUGUUCCUGCCGUGGUUACUUUUACUUUGUUCAACUACGACUGGGUYGUGUCUGCUACUCUCAUUGCGUCACCAUUAGCAAUAUUCUGUGGAGUUAUUGGAAUUAUUGGUGGCUGUCAGCAAGGACAAUGCAUCACGCUGACUUACCUGGUUUCUUCUGUACUGACGUUAUUUACCUAUAUCUGUUUGCUGAUUGGUUCAAUUGUCYUUUUUGCAAGUCAUUGUCAAGAUGGCUUUAAAAAGUGCAUGAAAGAGCAAGAACGUCAAAGUGUCGUCUUGAUUUCAAUCAUCGCUAUCUCCUUYUUGAUCAUAAUUCUUUCACUGUUUGCUUCCUGCUUGUCAUGCAGGGCAAGAUGCUUUUGUUGCGGCGCAACCUCAAAGAGGAACAUCAAGAGCCAAGAAAAUAUGGCAGCUGUGUCGUCAGUUUGAUGGAACAAGAAGAUUCUUUGUCUUUAUUUACCUUUUAUUUACAUUUAUUAUGAUUACGAUUUUGCCAUUGCCUACAAUGUUUUCAAUCAGCAUUGAUGAUCAGGGAAAAAAACAAUGUGUGACCAACAGGCAUUAUGGGAGUUUUGUCAUGACACAAAGCAAUGCAUAAACAAGCUUGUAAAGUUUUCUUCCUUCUUUAUUUGUGUGCCGGAAAAAUUAAACCUGAAAUCGUUUCAUAAGUUGUGCGGGCUUGAAAUUUACUUUUUUUGCCAUCAUAAUUCCCACAAAAAAAAACGUGAUUUGCCCAAAAGAAUUUUCAUUGAUUUGUAAUCGCAUUUCUGUGAUGUUGAACCUUAAUAACUUUUCAAAAUAAAAGGCUUUUCUCGAAAAUUCUAUUCAUUUUAAA